Molecule: messenger RNA, 1287 nt
Organism: Thecamonas trahens ATCC 50062
Lineage: Eukaryota; Apusomonadida; Apusomonadidae
Product: bifunctional arginine demethylase and lysyl-hydroxylase JMJD6
Exons: 1
Coding region: 1-1287 (428 amino acids)
Source: RefSeq, a predicted model, not a curated record
AUGGUCUACUUUCAUGCAGUGACCAUUGUUGGACUGGUGGCUGUUGUCCUGGUGGCAUCCUCGCUGGCAUCCCAGCCACCUCCGCCGCCGCACACUCGGCCGCCUCGGCUGGCCCUCUGGCCACACAUGAGCCAUCCGGUCCAUCUGGUGCUGGAUGAGCUUCCGGCAGAACGGGCGCGGGCUGACCGUCGCUUCUACUGGGAGAACUACGAUGUGGAGGCGCUGGUGGAAGGGCUGGGAGCAGAGUCGUGUCACGGGCUGGAAGUCAUCCAUGUCGAUGAGCUCCAGGCGGAGCUGGAGGCCAUGGGCGAUGCCGAGGCUGAGCUCGACUACGUCCGCGCAAACGUCCCCAUCGUUAUCCGUGGUGCCAUGGAUAGCUGGCCCGGGUUGGGCAAGUUUGAUCUCGCUGCCAUGGAGGAGGCUUAUGCUAAUGACCAGCUGGUGGUGCAGGACGCGCGGAGGAAGGGGACCGUCCGCUUCAAGGACUACCUUGAGUACAUGGCCGACAACGGCGAUGCCAACCCGGCGUACGCCUUUGACGCCCCGUUUUUGGCCUCGCAUCCCGAGCUAGGCGAGGCGUACAUGCGUCCGCCGGGCCUGCGGCGGAACAUGUGGGAUGGAAUGCCCGACGGACUGGCGCCCGACUGGCGAUGGCUCCUCAUCGGGCCGCCGCGCUCGGGCUCGGCCUUUCAUACCGAUCCGUUCAACACCUCGGCGUGGAAUGCACUGGUAUCGGGCCGCAAGACGUGGGCUUUUUAUCCGCCGAAUGUGUACUCGCCGCCCGGCCUGUAUGGCACCGAAAUGCCCGGCCUCUCCACCCGGUUCUGCGCCCCGUCAGAGUCGUGGGGCGGGCCACAGGAGUGCUCGGCCAUCUCGGCUCUUGAGUGGUUUGCGAAGACCGCGCCGUUCCUUGCCGACCAGCACGCACCCAUCUACUGCGACCAGCGACCGGGUGACAUCCUCUACGUUCCUCAAGGCUGGUGGCACGCCGUCCUCAAUGUCGAGCCGUCGGUAGCCAUCACCGAGAACUCGAUCAAUGUCGACAACGCGCGCGACAUGCUCGAGUCGAUGAAGCGUGCCGCGCUGCACGACUCGGGCUACGUCCGCGUCCUCGCCGCCUUUCUCGACCUCUGGACUCCGCGUUUUCCGGAUCUCUUCACCGACGCCGACCGCGCCUUUGUGGAGCACUAUGCGCCUGAUGACGCGCCGCCACCGACCCACGCCUCAGCCUAUGCAGGCACGCCGUCAUCUCGUUGGCGGCGCAAGCGCAAGCGCAAGCGCACUUGA